Molecule: messenger RNA, 535 nt
Organism: Phytophthora nicotianae INRA-310
Lineage: Eukaryota; Oomycota; Peronosporomycetes; Peronosporales; Peronosporaceae
Exons: 2
Coding region: 1-531 (176 amino acids)
Source: RefSeq, a predicted model, not a curated record
AUGAUGCUGGCCACGGAGAUGAAGCGGUCGCUGCCCACUUCGCCCGGUAGUUCACCGACGAGCCAAGACACAGGGAGGAGUGCCAAACGACAGUGUAUCCGUCCUUGUGCAGACCAAGAACACUUGCAAGAACAUAACGCAACGAGUGGACCGACGAGGACUUUGCGCCUGGAGUAUUGGGGACGAACAGACGAAUGUCUUGAGCGCAAAUGGGCUCACAUGGAGAUGGUGGAUGAGUUCUUCGAGUCCAGAGAAGAGGUCAUUCUAGCUACUACACUGAGCAACGAGGAGGUCGUGUUGGAACCAAACAUGUUUCCUUACGACACUCCCAAUGGGAUCGAGCACUGGACGCUGUGGAGUCGGCAUGAAAUGGUGGAUACAGAGAUCGAGAAGUUCGUGUGCAACUGGCUGCGAAAGUACGCCCCUCGCGUGGAAAGCUGGAAUUACGACGAUAACUUGUCACGCUCGAUCAAUAUCUUUCACGUCCAUAUUUAUUUGAAAGGACGAGCACAGCAAACCAAGAUGCAGUGAUGGC